AGAAACUCGAGAACUACUGAUUUGGGAUCAUCGUCAAACGCAAUGAAUUGGUAAGUAAUCUCUGCUUCUAUUAGUCUAAACGGUCAAAAGAAGUAUUCUAUUCUAACGGACUGAAUUUUUUCUCCUACAAAAACUAAUGUGCGGAUUUAUGCAUGUUCUACUAUUAUCGUUUGAGUCUGUUCUUUGAAUUGUAGAGAAUUACUCUGGUACUGUAGUUUCACUUUUCAAACCUAUUACCGUUGGUUGCGCGCGACUUAGAAAAGCGCGCUAAAGUUUCUUGGCGCCAACUUGCCAGAUUUGUAAAAGUCGAGCGGAGGUUUUUCAGUCUCGUAACAGACUGAAUUUGUCCCCCUACAAAACCUAAUUUGCGGAGUUACACAUUUGCUACUACCACCAUUUGAGCCUGUUCUUGAAAUGUGAAGAAUUUCUCUGUUAGGUUUACGUUCGAAUUGUAUAGCGGUUGGUUGCGUGAGACGGUUAGAAAAGCGCGCUCUUUCCUGCGCCUAAUUUGUAAAAGUUGUCAUAUUUUUGACGCUACGCCUCCAAUACAGACAGAACAUUGGUAAAAUAAAAUAGCCAUUGAGAGAAUGGAUGUGGUUUCAUAUUUUUGCCCUACUUUUUAGCUUAACUAGUAGCAAUCAUGCUUAUUUCAUGAUACACAUUUUUUUUUGUUAUUCAACAACCCUUAUUUAACGUACAACCCUCUUGAAUAUUCAACAAACUGAAAGUGCAGGGAGGGCUUGUUAACGUAGCAGGGAAGAGCGCGGCUGAUGAAUUGAUUUCAUAACUAUUAAUUAGGAAUUUAUACAGAUAAAUAAAUAAUAUAAGCCCCCCAACAAAAGGGCCUUUGAAAAAUGUAAGCCCCGGGGCUUAUUUUCUGAAUUUUACGGUUGCGUCAUAGAUCACUGCGCCAGUCAUAACAACGGAAACACGGCGCCCAUAAUUUUAGUUUCAUUAGACCUUAUAGUAAAUUUUGUAGUUUGAAUUGGUUUUUGUCCUACUAUCGAUAGAUAGAUAUCUGAAUUUACACUAUUCAUUUAAUGACGGUUCCUUUUUAAUAGAUGGCCUUGCACCUGGCAUUAAGACAUUGCUUUGUUAAAAGAGUUAGCUUUCGGAAUUGCGAAAUCUUCCCCCACAAAAAAAACUUAUCGCGAAUCUUAAUGCGAAAUGCUAGCGGUGAGGGUAAAAGGCGGAAUGAGUUUGCGGAAUGGCAUGUGGCACGGCUUGCGGAAUGACAUAAUUAUGUGUAAUGUAAAAUAUGGAAAAUGGCGCAAAGAAAUAAAUUAAACUGAAAAACAUGUGCGCGUCUUUGCCGCUCCUUUUUUUGGUGCCAAUUUGAGUGAGCAACUUUUUUGCAGGCUCAUUUAUUACUGCUGGCUUAAACCAACAAGGCAGAGCAGAAAGUAGCGAUAAGCUUUACUGCAUUCGUGUCUAUGCAACACUUUAAAUAUUUGAUACUUAAUCUAUUUUUGUUCCUUUCGACAAUACUUUCUCUCUCUCUGCCCACCAUUAUAAUAAAUUCAAAUGUCAAAACGCUAGAGGAAAAAGAACGCUUGCUGAACGUGAAGUCAGGCUAGCUACAAUUCUAGGGAUUAUUAAUGAAUCUGGUGGACGGAUCAGAUCAUAUUUGAGACUAAAUGAACGCCCCGAGUCAAACAUUAAUCUGUAAUCCAGAAAUCGAGUGAAGCGAACUGCUUUCUGUCUCGUUUCGGUCUUUCCGCCUGUCUUCGCACCUUCCUUGUUUGUGUGAGUGUGUUCGUUUGAUCGUGAAAAAAUGCUAAAACGGUACGAAAGGGAAAAAAAUGAAAAAAAGACACUCACUCAAUUGCCAGGAUUCGAACUCGCCUUUCUGUGCCAGCUGUUAGCUUCGCGUGCCGGAAACUCGUUAACCAAGCAGCUCAGUAAGGAAACGAAAUACAAGAUCUGUUUUCAUCUCUCAGUGAAUAUUAUGUCACGAGCACGUAACCCACCGUCUAAAAAAAAAAACCACUUCUCACAUGGUUGCAAAUACAAAUAUAGGUAAAAGGAAACUGUAAAGUUCAUCGUGCAAACAUUUUUGCAGAAAAAAAUUAAUUAAGUAGAAGGGAGCCUGACCUUCCAAAACAUCUUUUCUUCAAUGGCCGACUUUCGUGCUGUAGUAUCGGUGCUGCCAUGCAGCCCGACUAAUAAAGGCAAGAAGAAUUUUUGUGGCUGUGCGGAAAAGGCUAAUCGACAAUGAGCCCUCGUGGCUUUUUGAUUGUCAUCGUAUGUCACCAUGAAAACAGCGGCUGCGUUUGCAAAUUGAUUGGCGCCAAAAAAGGACGCACUUUUCAAUUUAAUUUAUUUCUUUGGGUCAUUCUGCAUAUAUUACAUUCCACAAAAUUAUGUCAUUCCGCAAGCCAUGCCACGUGCCAUUCCGCAAACUCAUUCUGCCUUUUACCUUCACCGAAAUGCUAGCAGCAUACGCUAAACUGCAAACCGCAAACUGUGACUUCAAUCACAAACAGUUAAUGUUUGAAAAGUAACACCACGCCUUAAAUUCGUCAGACUUUAACUGAGAUGGAUGCAAAAGGUAGUAUGCCAUAGCUACGGUAAAAGUCUAAUUACGCGAUGCUAGUUUAGGCACGGCAUUACAAAAGCUCAAACUUGUAGACCUUGGUUUACUUGUGGGCCAAUUUCUGAUAGUCAAUAAACAGUUUUGUUAAUAUCGAUACUGAGCAUUUGACAAAUAUCUGACAAACAUAAACGGUUAACGUAAAAGAAAAAGAUGAUUUCUUGUCAAUUGAUGUUAAAUUUGAUCGUGAUUUGAUGCUACAGUUCGAUCUCCAUAUAUCAUAAUUUAUUAAAAAAUACUGUUUGGAAGGUAAAAGAGGACUUAUGUCGCAUGUACACUAUUUGUUAUUGCUUAACAGGGUUGAAAAGAACACAGUGCAAUUUUUGACAAUACAACUAUUUCGGUACAAAGAAGUGAAAUGUACUGUUAACAGUAGUAUUUCGUUUAAGCAGAAAUAAAUCUUAAGUGAAAUCUUUUUUUAAGAUCUAAGUGACAAAAGUGGAUUUUCUAUAAUGCCCCCCUCACCCAAACAUUAUUGGUCCUUCUAAGCAUUUGAAGGUACAGUGGAAUCCCGUCUUUUCGAACCUUCCUUUUUUUACCAACUCGGAAACGCCAACUCGGAAAUGAUAUGCAACCCAAAGGAAAUUGGUUGAUAGUUUCUAGGCUUAAAUUCAUCUCCUGAUUUAAAAGCUGGAACUACUUUGGCGGUUUUAAGUUUAGCUGGGAAAUAGCCUGAGGAUACUGAAACAUUAAAGAUUUGAGCUAAGGGCUGAGAGAUAAUAUGACUAGACAAUUUCCAAAAAACUGGCUGGGCAUGAAUAGAGUCUAUAGGCUUUGUUAUUUGGCAGCUCUUUGAUUUCAGCUUCGACUUCUGCAGGGGCAAAAGGGUCAAAGAAAAAGAGCUUUGUAUUGGUGGAUGUAAAAAGGUACUAAAAUCAUGAUCUGGCGACGAAGAAGGGUUAAAAGAAGCCAACUUAUGUCCAACAGUUGCAAAAAAGUGUUAAGAGAAAAUAAUUACUUAUUUCUUUGUUAUCAAUUUUUAACAGAAUAUUUGAACUGCUGGUUUAUAAAAGACUUAAUAUUAAGUUAGUAAGUCAAUAUACUAUAUUCAUCACAAUAUGGACUCCGCAGUAAACAUAGUACACAACACGCUACUCUAGAAAUCCUAAAUGACAUUCUUACUAGUUUUGAUAAAGACCAAUUUACUUUUUGUUUAUUUAUUGACUUGAAAAAGGAUUUCGACGGUUAAUUAUGAUAUUCUUCUCUCAAAACUCGAAAAUUAUGGCUUUAGAGGAGAGGUAAAUGAUUGGUUUAAGUCGUACCUAAUUGGUCGUAGACAGUAUACGACUGUUAAUGGUUAUAUAUCUGAUGCUCAUCAAACCCUCUGUGGAGUGCCUCAAGGUUCUGUUCUGGGACCCUUGCUUUUUCUCUUGUGUAUUAAUGAGCUAUAUAAAUCUCCAAAUAAGCUUCAGUUUUACUUGUUCGCCGAUGAUACUAGUUUAACUUAUACAAACGGAGAUCUUAAAAAAACUUGAAACUGAGCUGAUUAACGAAGAACUUUUCAAAGUGUGCUCGUGGCUAGUGGUCAACAAAUUAACCUUGAAUAUCGAAAAAACUAACUAUAGCAUCUUUCGUCCACGUCAAAAGACUAUUCCUUUUCAUCCUAAUAUCAAAAUAAUUAAUAUAGAUUUCGCCCGGGCUAAAAGCGAAGCCUCCGUUUCUAUACUUAUGAUAAAAGCAAUCAAAUUUAGACUAGUAACAUGAACUCCAAGCCAAAAAAGAAAAAGAAAAAGAAAUAAGGAGCCUUCGGCAUCAGUUCACCUUUAGACAGAAGGGCUAAAUUAUUACGAAGAAAUAUCCCGCAAACAAACCUGAAUUGAAAAAAUUGUGAAAUUGUAGGUCUCUUCAGUAGCAGCAAUGUACAGGUUACGAUUUCUAGGGUCAGUAUUUCUGUCUUAAAGGGAAGACCUAAAAGGAAAAAUGGGGCCGACUUAGGGACUUUCGUGUUCUCAUUAUAUUUUGUUUUCUCUUUUUUUAAGCGUGCCCGUACCACCAGUUUUUAUCGUGGGUGGAGACAAAUUGGCUGUCUGUGAACAGUAAGUAUCCUGGAAAGUCUCAUACAAUUUAUUGUAACGUUGUUACAGUAAAUAGGCCACUUCCGAGUUCCAAAAACCUUCACUUUCAAAAUUAGGCUAGGUGCACAACCUUUCUUGUGAAAAUGAGCUUUAUUUGCUUGAGAGUGAAAAAUAAUUUCCAUAUCAAAGGCUGAGCACCUAACCACGUUAUGACACAGAGGCCCGGGGGAACUCGGAAGUGGCCUAUUGUAAGGGACUUUUGAAGCACUUCAAGCAGUAUCCGAGCGAAGUGUUAUAAUCCUUUUCUUAUAACACGGAUUUGAUAUUUAAUUUCCUCUAUACAAAUGCGAUUACCGGUCUAUGCUUGUCAUCAAGUUGUAAUAAAUGCGUCUCAAUUUUCGCGAGAACAAUGAGGCUUGUGUUUAUUUGCUGUCGUCUGGUUCUCAGUAGCACACACUUUGGCAAACGAGAUAAUUUAAAACUAGUAAUAGUUGACACUACAGCUGCCCCCGCUCUGUAUAUAGUAUUCUUGCUCCUUGUGUAGGUCUUUGAAAUACAGCUAUUUCGAAAAAGGUUGUCGGAAAAAGUGCACGCGACAAUCCCGAAAGGUAUGCUGGGUGGUUUUGAGAUAACUGUUCUUCAUAGAAAUUUUGAAAGAAUGGCGCGAUAGGCCAUGGACUAUGUUUCCCAGCGCUAAAGCGAAGCAGCAAAAGUAGGUUCGACAGCUACAUAGUGUCAGAAACAGUGUAUUGAUCAUAUCCCAUAGUACCUUUCGGGAUUGUCGCGUGCACUUUUUUCCGACAACCUUUCUCGAAAUAGCUGUAUACCGAUUCAUAAUGAAGAUGUUCACACAUAUUCCAUACAAUAGGUGAGAUAAAUACAGGAAAUAAACGCAAGGUUCUAUGCACAGUUUCGGUUCGAUUUACCCAGCUUUGAUCAAAACAUUCUCAGUUUCCGGAAUAGUUAAUUCUAAACCGUAAGAAAAGAUUUAAUUAGAGGUUUAAUUUUUCGCUAUUUCUAUUUCACUUUUUACACUUAGUUCAUUUCAUUUGCCGGAAAGUAAGCCAUAGAAAUUAAAAGGACGUUUGAUUAAUUCACGCUCGCGCAUUCUAGUCUUAUUUUAAACUUUACUAGCGGAAGGACAUCUGUGAGCAAGGAAUAAGUCAGCACAGAAUUUGAUGGUCGGCGAAUUUCUGUAAUCGUCCAUCGUUCUGCUAGAGAUAAGCUAGCCGUUGAAUCAUUCACUCGUCUUGCUUGUUUUGGGCCGAGUCUUGUUCAGGUCAAAGAGAGAGAAAGGUGUCUGGCAAGGUUCAGCUGGCAAAGUCACUUAGUGUUAAAAUAUACACUGUUCUACGCACCUUAUAACUUCAUCUACGCUUAACGAGUGUCUUUUGGUCCAUAACUUUCAUAACAACUGCUCCACAGAAUGUCACAAAAUCUACCUAUUGUAAGCUGUUCCUUAAUAAUAAUAAUAAUAAUAAUAAUAAUAAUAAUAAUAAUAAUAAUAAUAUACAGUAUUUAUAGAGCGCUAAUUCCCAAUGGUCCAAAAGCGCUUUACAUAAUGAUUAAUUACAUAAUGAUUAAUGAUUAAUCAUAUUACUAAUUAUUAAUAAUGAUUAAUGAUUUUUGUGUUUUACGUCAUCCUAAGCAGUUCGUACUUACGGGCGCAAACAAUAGAAUCGUCAUCAUUAACUACCGAUUCCUCGCGGCCCCUGUUCAAGCAAAUCGAGAUUUUUUCUAUAUUGACUGUAUGACUGUAUAUUUCAACUGUAAGUACUUUCUUUAAUAUACGCGCGAGUUACUAGAGUGCCUCCUCGGGAUUUCGCCUCCUGGGCGAAAUCCCUGCGGGGGCAAUUAUUUGGCUCGGUAGUCACGGUGAAGACUCUAGUUAGAAAAAAGUAUUAUCCUUCAGUGCCGCCGUUUUGCGAAAAACGCGAGGCGCAAUACGGACAUAUUCAAUUUCUUCCAAAGCUGUCAUGGCUAAGCUGUAAUGCCGUCACAACUAAGAUACAUUAAGUUUAUAUCGCAAAAAAAGGACAGUGCUGGCCAAAGUAAAAUUAUUCCUUUCGAGGAAUAUAUUUUUAUCGAUCGCUGCGAAUUAAGCCGCGAAAAUAAAAAUGAAAAAACAAAACCGGAUCGAAAAAAAUAAACGAAAUCACCAAAAAACCGUUUUGGGAGAGUCGAAGGGAUUUUAUUAGAUAAGCUUCGAAAAUUGUACAUGAAAGGAACGGUCAUCUAGAAAUUUUUAGCCUUCCUCGAGUUAUAGAAAAUUUUAGGCAAUUUUUGCCUCUCCGAACAGAUAUUUCAGAGGAAACAGUCGUUGGGUGCCCCUGAAUAAAUACAAGCUCGCUGUUCCAAAACCCGCGCCGUAUUUUAUAAAAGAAGCCUUUCUCAUAGCGGAAAUGUGUUGUGGAACAGCUUGGCCGUGGAGGUGUGGCAAUUGACAUCCCUUUAUGUUUUUAAAGGAAAAUUAAGAAACUUUAAUUUAGAGAUAUGUAAUAUUUUAACACGGCCUCCUUGUAAAGCAUGCUUUUUAUUAUUAUUGUUUUAGUACCUGAACGAAAUACCGUGUAUAAGUAACGUUACCUUACCUUACCUUACCUUACCUCUGUGAUGUGCGUAAAUGGUUUUGGACAAUAGACUUCCUUUGACUAUAAAUCGUGUGCUUUAAAACGUUGUAUGUAGCUAUAAAGGAGUAGUCAAAGUGCCAUGUGUAUUGUAGCAUCACAUCGUUUUAUGGAAAACGUGUUGCUAUCUGAUGUACACCUAUGACAGUUUAUGUUUCUAAGCUCUGCCUAAAGAACACUGGGUUACACUGCACUCAUGGGUGCGCCACCUGAAGUGCAGCCUAUGUUUGUUAGCUAUACCUUAAGAAUUACUAGGUUACAGUGUACUCAUGGGUGCGCACCUAAAGUACAGCCUACGUUUGUAAGCUCUACCUACAGAAUCUCUGGGUUACACUACACUCAUGGGUGCGCCAGAUAAAGUACAGCCUAAGUUAUUUUAUUUUAUUAGAUUCGCCAACUAUUGGCAGGGUCACCGCAACAGCAUGACGCCAAUUACCGCGGGCCCGUAACAGUCCCCCCACCCCCCCCCCCCCCGCCCCCAUGAGAGGACCACACCACACCGGGGACUACGUCCCCUACUCUUUACGAACAGUGUAUGGGUUCUUUAACGUCACACAGAAUUUAUAUAUGCAAAGGUUGUGAGACGGGGCCCACGGUUUAUCGUCCUUAUCCGAGAAGACUAGAAAGUCUAACCGUUUGCAGAUGUCUUUACAAAGGCAGCACUUUCUCCUCAGUUAUUUAAAGACCCUGAGUGUUAGUCCGGCCUGGACUUGAACCAGCGGCCUCCCGCUCGGCAGACCGGCGCUUAUCCAACUGAGUUAACCGGGCGGCGGUUGUUGCUGGCUCUACCUAAAGAAUCACAGGGUUACACUACACUCAUGGGUGCGCCACCUUAAGUGCAGCCUAUGUUUGUUAGCGCUACCUACUGGUAAAGAAUCACUAGAUUACACUACACUCAUGGGUGCGCCGCCUAAAGUGCAGCCUACAAUAGUUUGUUAGCUCUACCUAAAGAAUCGUUGGGUUACACUGAACUCACAGGGCUUAAAAAGUUCUCGUUUGGCCCCCAGUCUCUUCAAAGAAAAAAGCUACAGUCCGUUUUGCCAAAAAUUAAGCUUUGUUUUCACUAAAUUUUACACCAUAUUUUGCCCCCCAAAAAGUAGAGGAGUUUUUUGCUAGGGUUAAUCAAGUUUGGCUUUCAUGAGUUUCAAUACAAAGGUGCAAAGCUGUGCAAAAAAAUUAUCAGCAUAAUUAUACCACGGAAACACUAUCAUCUAAUUCCUCGCAGGUAGCCGGAAUAAGCCAACUAAUGAAACAUUUAAUGAAAAAUCGUCCUCAAAUGGUCUCGAUAACUAAAUUAUACUACUUACUUAGCGAAAGAAACUAUUGUUUGUAUCCGUGUUACCCAUCGAAAAAGCGAGGAGUUAUCCCAUGACAUUAGGUAUAACAGAGAUAAUUCUCACGGGUUUCAAGAAUUCUAUGCCCUAUUUUUCGCCAGGAAACAAAUUUUUAAACUUCAAUUCUUACCUUACAGUAGUCGGUAAUGCCGUUAUUUUACCUUGCAUUCAACAACAAAUUAAAGGCGAACAAAGCGAUGAAAUCCGGCACUCUUCUUUUAUAAGUAGCACGCCGCACGAAGUAAAAUCGACCGAUAUGCACUGCAUUCUCACAACAAAUAUAAACAAAUGUCGUGGAGAAAAUACGACGAGGUAGAAAACAUGCCAUAUCUUCGCCUCGGCAAUGUAUCCCAGAUACCAAGCCAGCGUAUCUGCAGAAGGUGGACUCGAAGUCAGAGGCCUGAAAUUCAUCCGAUUGCUUCGAGUCGUUUUGUCCUCUCAACAACGUCUAAAUCGACCGGCCGUUAAUGCCGUCCAGUGACGUCACUCACUACCCGAAAACCGGGUAGUGAUUUUGAUUGGUUGAUGGUUUAAACUUUUUCAUAAUUAUGCAUAAUUAUGAAAAAUUUUAGCGGGAUUGUCGCUUGAUAUUCAGCGGAUCGCAUCCAUAACAUUUCCAUAAGCUUAAUAUUUAUCUUAAACAGCAAAAUUGCCCUUGUCUUCGAAACUGUGAAAUGCUAAAUUGAACUGCGAAUGAAGAAUCAUUGCGGAGAGUCGGUAGGUUUUUCAUUUAGAGCCGCUUUGUGGUUUCGGCGGCCGGUGAUUUGUUUACGCGAAGUGUUCUGAGAUCAAUGUUAUAAUUCGACCUUCUUGCUAUUUUCACCGUCAAGUGUAAUGAUUCUGUUAGCUUUUCUUUCUUGUUUCCUUGUCUUUCUUCUUCGUUAAGGACUAAAUAGCCUCUUUUCAAUUAAAGCAAAUCAUUGUGCUUUUGAACUAAGUGUCUCGCGUGUGUGUGUUUAUUUCAUUGCGUGAUUGCGACCGAGUUUGAUUAUAGAAUUCAGUACAACCGGUUCAGAGUUGUACUGCAUGCAGUUGAUAGUUUGAACGUUAAAAAAGGAAUUACGAUCGAAAAAAAUAAAGCAAUUCUGUAUCAUGCAGACAUUUCCAAACGAUAUUUCUAAGUUUACCACUUGUAUAUCGUGUUUUACUUGUUGCAUGAAUUAAAGCAAAGGCCAAGGAGUAGUGACGUCACUGGACGGCAUUAACGGCUGGUCGAUUCAGACGUUACUGAGGGGGUAAUAACGACUCGAAGUAAUCGUAUGAAAUUCAGGCUAUCAGAGACAAACCUUAACUUGUGAUUUUUUUACAAGGCCUUUGCGUGCAAACUAAUUUAUUCUGGCGCGAAAGGAAGAUUAACAAAAUGUAUACUGAAACCUAAUACACGACAAGAAAAUUUUCGCACUUUCGAGAAGCGCGACAUAUUAAAUGGGAUUAAGUCGGAUUAGCUGCCCGCGAAGAAAACACCUCUGCGUGGGAUUGUACUUCCAGUAAAAGCCAUUUGUGUCCCCUCAUGAGCCUUUUACAUUUUAACCUGAGAUCAGGCCCAAUUUUAGCGGUUCUCAUACAUUCUCUCCAUCUCUAACGGUUACCGCUAUUUUCGUUUCGCCUUGCCCGACGGAAUGUUAUUUUCAAAGCGUAACGAAAAUUGAGCCUGAUCUCUGGUUAUUUACAUUUAUACAACCUCGAUAGAAAGUUUUACCAUAAGGUGUAUAUUUUCUUUGAGGACAGACAUAGAAAACCAAACGAUAACCUUUUUUGAUACUAAUAACUAUAACGAAUCUUUACUACUCAAACUGUGCGGUUCGUGUUGAAAGAGUUCUCCUCUAAGUAGCGACAGAUCUAUGGGCUUUUCGAACCCGCGUUUUCUCCUUUUUUUUAAAAAAAAGUUGUUAUUAUUUUUCCCAGGUAUAUCCUUGCAAGCUUUUUUCCCUCGAAAUCAGUCUGCAGGAUAUUUUUUUCCUGAAAUCACCCAUAACCCUCUCAAAAGUUAAAUGGUCGGCACCUAAAAUCCGCCAAACACCUCCUCAGUUGACAGAUUCUGAUUUGUCAUUCACUUCUAAAGCCUUUGAAACAAUAGGGGACAAAAUUCUCAAGGGGAGAGGGGAGAAAUUCGUUUCUACUUAUCUACCAAACAUUCUCGGAUAGAUAGUUUAACAAAUUUUCUUAACCAUGGUGCACCGCUGCGCGCGCGAGAGCUCCGCUAAUAAUAAUUCAAAUGCCAGUCAACCGUUAGAAAUAAAAAAUUAUAUUAGAUAUCUUGGUAUACUCAUUGAUUCGAACCUUUCAUGGAAAUUUCAUAUAGAUUACAUUUGUCAAAAAGUCAGUAAAACAAUCGGAAUUAUCGCCAAGCUCAGACAUUUUGUUCCCCGUUAUGUACUUCUCACUUUAUACCGCUCCUUAUUUUUACCCUAUAUCAGCUAUGUUAUCUGUGCUUCGGGUCAUGUUGCUGAAACGCAUCUUCAUAAACUACUAGUUCUUCAGAAGGGAGCCCUUAGGCUAAUGUUCUUCGCUGAUCCAAGAACUCAUGCAGUUCCGGGAUUGUUCUUAGAAACAAUUGAAAACAGUUGCCGCGUUGUUCUUGCUGUUGGAGCAAAUGAGCCUUUUGAUGUACGAUGUCCAUAAUAAUCUCGCUCCUGCAUGAUAACAUUAAAAAUAUGUUCACGAAACUAUCUUCUGUCCACAAUUAUAACCGGACUAGAUCUGUUACUAAUGAAAAUUACUAUGAUUAACAAGUUAGAACUGAAAAUUUGAAGCAAGCCAUCUCUAUUUUCGGAGCUAUCAUUUGGAACAGUAUUCCACUUUCUAUCAAAACACUUUAAAAAAAUCAACUUAUAAGCGAACUAAACGGAAAACUCUUUGAAAUAUUCGAAAAGAAGACGACUAUAUUAGAGUUUCUGAUAUUAGAGUGCAAUUCUCAAAAUCAUAACAUUGUGUACUUUCGGUAUUAACUACAGUCUGCCUUCCUGUCUCACUCGGGCUAUAAACCACGGGACAAACUAGAUUGCUUCUAGGAUUGCUCGUUUAAUAUUUAUACCUGGAUUUUUGAAAACCGGGUUCGCAAAAAUAUCAACUCAUUCUACUACUUGGCAAUUUAAAACAACAAAACUCAUUCAAAGGCCGAUUAAAAGCCUUUAUAUGAGACCGGGCAGUAUGUUAAUGGUCCCUAGAAGCAUUCCAACGAGUCCAAAUUUAAAAUGACGCAAAUUUUAGAACAUUUAUUCAGUAAACUGACUUCGCGAAGUUUAAAGGCGGUGUCAUUUCAGAUAGUAAUUCUGUCUACAUCCACUUCUACACAAAUCCCUAACCACAAGACAAGCCAAAAAAAUACGAUAUAAGCAAACAACACAGUAAACAAGCUAUUAGACAGGGGAGGUUGAGAAAAAUUACAAAAUGUUUGCUAACCCGGUUUUCAUAACUCCGGGUAGAUAUAUGUAUAUAUUUAUUAUAGAAUUUUCUUUUUUUCUCUUGUGCCCGCCUCGAAUAGCCCUCGCUAAUUGUGGGCACGAGCUUUGUAAGCUAUACUUAACUUGAAGUAAACUUGUUGUUGUUUUUCCUGAUAAUUCGAAACAAAGUGAAUCUAACUUUCCUUCAAUAGUCAAACACUGUAUUUUGCCCCCAAUUUUUCAAACCUACCGAUAUAAUAAUUCGAACCAAUUUCCGUUUCCUAAGGUGGUUCGAAAAAUCGAGAUUCUACUAUACUAGGAGUGUCAGUUGACAGUUAACUGAACCUCUUAUUCGGACCAUUAACCAACUACUUGAACAUUCUCUAUAUGAAGUGUGAAACGUUUCUUUUUCUUUCAGAGAAUACGUAUAUACUACAACCAGGAAACAUUCCAAUUUUGUGAAUUCACCCAUGGCGGGCAAGCCAGUUACAGCGUUACCAGGAAUCGGUCCAGCUUGGGGAAGACGGCUAAAUGAAAAAGGAUUUUUAUACGCCACUCAAAUCUUAGGCCAAUACCUCCUGUUCAAUCAAAAUCCACAAGAUUUUAUACCAUGGUUACAAAACCUAUUUGGAAUUUAUAGGGGUUGGUGUGUUUACAACGCCUUGCUUGUCUGGUGCCAGCAUCAUCUGUAAUCGCAAAUUCCACACCACAACUGGCCACGCUGUUUAAAUAACUAAUCUGUGGAACUAAUGUAAACGAACGGACAAAAAUAGACUAAAAAUUAUCCAUGUUCCAGCUCUGCAUCAGCAAUCUUCAAACUACAUUCAAGACCUUAUCACCCGCUACUUACCUUCUAGAUCGCUUCGGUCAUCCUCUACGCUCAGUCUGAAUCCUGUCAGCUUCAACCUUAAGACCUAUGGAUCUAAAGCAUUCUCUGUCACAGCCCCCGAGCUUUGGAAAAGACUACCUGACGACAUACGUCCAUGCGAGAAUCUAAGUCUUUUUAAACGCAAACUUAAAACCUACCUUUCUAAGAACUUUUACUUUAGUCAUUAGGAAGACUAAUGUUCUUCUUCUUCUUCUUAUGUUGUUGUUCAUUUGAACUAAAGUUGUAUUGACAGACGUCUUGUCGAGAUUUGUUGUUGUUUUUCUUUAUUAACUUUAUUUUUCUGCUUAAUUAACGAUUCUGCAAACAGUAUACAUGUUAUACAUUACUUAACCUUAUACAAUAUACUUAUGAUAGGAAGGAUUUCCUCAGAGUGUUUUAUUUUGAAGUCAGGACGCGCUUAUUAGCUAUUAGUGUUUAAACUAAGAAGCGUUAAGCUGGUAAUUAAUGACAUUUGAAAGUUUUAGCUUUGGCUCUUUUCGCUUCAGACAUAAGAUUUUUAUAAGACAUUUUACUGUUUACAAUUAGCUGCAUUCAGCCGUGGCGGUUCGUGCUAUUUUUGAAAUGCCUUGUUUUAUGCUUUGCUUAAUAACCCUACAAAAGCCAACAGCGGCCUAUUCUUAGUACAAGCAGAACAAACCUAAGAUUAUUUAAUAGUAUUAGUUCACUUUUAGUAAUGAUUUCUAAAAGUAUUGGUCUUCUGAAUAGUAGUGCUUUACUUUAACAGGGGCACCCAACGACGGUUUCCUCCUACACACAUUUAAAACACUUUUUAGGCUAUCCAGAGAACAUUUAGGUAUCUAGAAAUGCAUUAUAAGCGGCGCUAAAAAAUUUGUACCUGUUCGGUCAUCCCAGGGCAAUUUGAGUCUGUUCGAAAUUAUUAGGGCUACAGUAUUACUUUCCCGAAAAUUUAAGAUGCAAUUCAACGUUUUACGAAAGUGGGAAUUUUUCAAAUUCUUCUCUACAUCGCAUUUUUGAAUCCGAAAAUUUUAAGUUCCCUUUUUACUAUGAAAAAUAGCCAACCUGGGGAGUAAAAUGUGAAAAAUUAAACUUCAGAAAAUCGUAGCGGAUUUAUUGGAAAAGCUUCGAAAAUUGUACAUGAAUGGAACAGUCGUCUAGAAAUGUUUAGCCGUCCUCAAGUAUUAGAAAAUUCUAGGCAAUAUUUGCUUCUCCGAACAGAUAUUUUGCAGAAAACAGUCGUUGGGUGCCCCUGACUUUAAUUAUUUUUCUUAAUUGGCUUGUUCUACAACAGAGCGGCAUUUCACUGUAACACCUUGUUAAGCGAAUGUAGCUCGUCUUUGAUUGAAGUAUUCUUGAGCGAUCACGUAGUUUCUCUGCAAAUAUAAUAGUUCUUAGUUUACUUCCGUAAAUAGUCGCUUCGUCUAAAUUUAGAAUUUCAAACGUUUUGCUGACCUGCAAUUCGGAAAAUGUCUGCUUUUGUUGAGGGUGAAAAACUAGGCAAUUAGACAGUCCUGCUAUGUGCCGUUUGUAUUCACAUAGCGAAAAUACGUGCCUAAAAACCUCCUUGCUGACUUGGCAAACUUCGCUAGUUUAUUGUUCUAGUACUUUUUAGAAUCUGCAACAAUAAUUUUCGCUUAACUUCGAACGAGUGUGUUUGUAUAUCUAUUGUACUCUUUUUUAUUGAGUACCUGUGGUAAUGGUACAUAAGUAAUUAACUUACAAAUAGUUUGUUGUAAUUUUUGAUUACAUCGAUUACACCGAUUACAUUGUCAACUACACCGAUUGCUUCAAGUAGGUGUACAAGAAUAAACGCAGUUGGAACC
Molecule: messenger RNA, 14622 nt
Organism: Porites lobata
Lineage: Eukaryota; Metazoa; Cnidaria; Anthozoa; Scleractinia; Poritidae
Source: the annotation of a GenBank genome assembly